GUGCUGAAAGGCUGCAAGAAGCUGAACCUGUCUGUGCACUCGGUGGGACGCAUCCCGGGGGGCUAUGUUACCAACCACAUCUACACCUGGGUGGACCCGCAGGGCCGGAGCGUGUCCCCGCCGACGGGACUGCCGCACCACCAGAACAGCUCCCUGCGCAAGGACAGCGAGAAGAGGAGCCACCUCCAGCUCCUGCAAGAGGGGGAUGAGAAGAAGGUGAACCUGGUCCUGAACGAAGGGAAGUCCCUGGGCCUCAUGAUUCGAGGAGGGGCUGAAUAUUCCCUGGGCAUCUACAUCACCGGCGUGGAUAAAGGCUCCGAAGCGGAGAGCACUGGUUUAAAGGUAGGCGACCAGAUCCUGGAGGUGAACGGCAGGAGCUUCCUCAGCAUCCCCCACGACGAGGCGGUGAAGCUGCUCAAGUCUUCCCGCCACCUCAUCAUGACGGUGAAGGACAUCGGGAGGCUGCCCCACGCCCGCACCACCGUGGACGAGACCAGGUGGAUAGCCAGCUCGCAGAUCGGAGAGACCCUCGUCAGCUCAGCAGGGGCAGUGGGCAACCAUGCUGCGGAGGCGACAGCCAGGCCCGUGUUUUACCGGGGCCUGGCCGGCUCCCAGGUGACGCUGAGCAGCAUGGUGAACCAGACCCGCGUCAUGCUGGAGGAACAGGCACGGCACUUGCUGAACGAACACGAGCGGGCGACCAUGGGGUACUACCUGGAUGAGUAUAAGGAAGGCAACAUCUCCGUGGAUGCUCUGGUCAUGGCACUUUUCGAACUGCUCAACACGCAUGCUAAGUUCUCACUGCUUUCAGAGGUGCGGGGGGUGAUCUCCCCGCAAGACCUCGACCGCUUCGACAACCUGGUGCUGAAGAGAGAGAUCGAGUCCAUGAAGGCUCGGCAGCCCUCGGGGCCCAGCGUCGGCACCGACUCCUACUCUAUGAUGUCCUACAGCGACACCGUCUCUUCCUCCAGCAGCCACUUCACUGCCACCACCGUCAGUUCAGCCCGGGAGCGGCUCUUGUGGCUAAUAGACCUGAUGGAGAACACAUCGGAAUUGGAGGGAGGUGCAGACGGCCACCAAAGCAGUGUCAACACCCUGCCGGACAUCUCCUUGGAUGAUCUCUCCUCCUUCCCAGAUGAACCGCCCAACUUCAAGCCUCCUCCUCCUCCUUCAGCCCCUCAGAUGCUGGACCCCUCUGCUGCCCAGCACAGGAACGCAGGGAAAGACAAGCCCAAGCGCCCUUCCUCCGAGUCCUCUCAGUCCGGCCUCUUCUUCGUAGCCCCCCGAAACCCCACGCCCCCUCCUAGUCACCCUGAGAAGGACACAAUCAGCAUGACCUCCACUGCUACCACGUCUACAGAGGAGUCUGCCCCAAGCCCCAUCUACGCCACCAUUUCCCCAGCCCUGCACAACUCCAGGAG
Molecule: messenger RNA, 1421 nt
Organism: Pterocles gutturalis (yellow-throated sandgrouse)
Lineage: Eukaryota; Metazoa; Chordata; Aves; Pterocliformes; Pteroclidae
Product: whirlin-like
Exons: 9
Biological process (GO): sensory perception of sound; auditory receptor cell stereocilium organization
Cellular component (GO): cilium; stereocilia ankle link complex; plasma membrane
Molecular function (GO): protein binding
Source: RefSeq, a predicted model, not a curated record